This is a messenger RNA of Lucilia cuprina (Australian sheep blowfly), 1919 nucleotides long. RefSeq names its product probable cytochrome P450 303a1 (gene Cyp303a1). The coding region runs from base 352 to 1863 and encodes 503 amino acids. Lineage: Eukaryota; Metazoa; Arthropoda; Insecta; Diptera; Calliphoridae. Gene Ontology annotation, molecular function: heme binding; iron ion binding; monooxygenase activity. The transcript has a single exon. The record is from RefSeq and is a predicted model, not a curated record.
UUGAUUGAUAAACUUUAAGACAGCCAUAACUUUCGGACGGGAAAAUUUGCCACAAGAAAAGCCAAUAGCAAAAAACUAAACAAUAAAAAUAAACUAAAUAACGAAUACACGCUAACAUGGUUCAUUAAAGAAAAUAGAAAAACGAAAACGUAAAAUUGUGUUGACUCCAAGUGGACCAGUGGAUAAAUAAUAAACAAAGCUAAUUAUGUAAUAAUGUUGUUAUGAAAUCUUAAAAGGCUGUUUGUUUUUAACGUCGUUAUUUAUUUCAAGCGGAAAUUGUAACUUGAACUGUUGUAACAACAAAACUCAUAUUCAAAACAUAAACAUUAUUUUUUUAGUUUACAACGUAAAAUGUUUUACACCGUAAUAUUUGGCACGAUUUUAAUAUUUUUAUUCCUUUUUUGGGAUAUACGUAAGCCAGCCAAAUUUCCUCCUGGACCUAAAUGGUAUCCCAUUGUGGGUUGUGCUCUGCAGAUUUAUCAAUUGCGCGCCAAAUGUGGAAUGUUUUGUAAGGUGAUCGAUGAACUAACGCGUCACUAUGUCAAUCCUUAUGGACUAUAUGGCUUAAAAAUCGGCAAGGACAAGUUGGUUAUAGCUUAUUAUUCGGAUACCAUACAAGAGAUGAUGACUAAUGAGGAUUUGGAUGGUAAACCGGAUGGUAUUUUUUAUCGCAUGCGUACUUUCAAUUCCAAGAAAGGCAUUCUUGUUACCGAUGAAGAAUUGUGGGUGGAACAGAGACGUUUCAUUUUGCGUCAUUUGAAAGAUUUUGGUUUUGCUCGUAGUGGCAUGGUUAAUGGCAUACAGCAGGAGGCAGCUCAUCUACUAGAUGAUUUGAAUGAUUUAGUGCGUGAGCAAGGUGGCAAGAGGGUGAAAGUUUCUAUGGUUAAUCUCUUUACGGUUUAUGUCCUUAACACUUUGUGGUCUAUGAUGUCGAGUAAACGUUAUGAUCGUAAAAGUGAGGAGAUCAAUGAUUUGCUACAAAUGUUUUUCGAAUUAUUUCAACAUGUCGAUAUGGUGGGUGCCAUGUUUAGCCAUUUUCCCUUUAUGCGUUAUGUGGCACCCAAUUAUUCGGGCUAUAAUGCCUUUGUGGAAAAUCAUGAACGUAUAUAUGCAUUUUUACGCAAAGAAGUGGAUAAUCAUCGCCAGACUUUUAAGCAUUAUAACAUUCCCCGUGAUUUAAUGGAUAGUUACUUAAGGGAAUUGGAGAAUCCUGAACGUAAAGCCUCUUUUACCGAAGAACAACUGCUGGCAGUGUGUCUGGACAUGUUUUUAGCUGGCUCUGAGACCACCAAUAAAAGUCUGGGUUUUGCCUUUUUGCAUAUGGUGCGUAAUCCGGAAAUACAAAAACGAGCGUUUGAAGAAAUCAAAGAAGUAGUGGGACUCGAACGUUUGCCUGAGUGGAAAGAUCGCACUAAGUUGCCAUAUUGUGAAGCUAUUGUUUUGGAAGCGGUGCGUAUGUUUAUGGGCAAUACCUUCGGUAUACCACAUCGUGCCUUGCGUAAUACCCGCUUAAGUGGCUAUGAAAUUCCCAAAGACACAAUGGUUAUUGCUUGUUUUCGCGGUAUGCUCAUGAACCCAGUGGACUUUCCGCAUCCUCAUAAGUUUAAACCGGAUCGUUAUUUAAUCGACGGUUGCCUUAAAGUACCCGAAGCUUAUAAUCCUUUUGGUUUUGGCCGUCAUCGUUGUAUGGGUGACAUUUUGGGACGUCAGAAUUUGUUUAUGUUCAUUACAACUGUCUUGCAGAAUUUCCAUGUUGAAGCUUUACCAGGCCCUUUGCCCGAUGAAGAGCCAUUGGAUGGUGCCACCGCUUCUGUUAGGCCAUAUGAGGCCUAUUUAGUACCCCGUCAGGGUUUUAUAGAUUAAUUUGAAAAUUGUAUUAUAAAAAAAUCGAUAAUGAAAUAAUAAAAUGUAAUUUGCAA